AUGCUGACCACCCUGUGGCUGUUGCUCUGCUUUGCUCUCCCGGUUCAGGAGUCGCCCUUUCCUAUCAGCUGUCCAAAUCACAAACAUUGUCAACUGGCCCUGCUCUCAGACAAUGAUAUCAUCCUGCACUGCGAUGCCCCUGGGGCACAGUGGCAAUUCUUCACACCACUCAAGACCACCUGGGCCAGCAAUUUCACUACUAAUCUCAACAUGGUAACAAUGCUCAAUGGCAACCUUCUCAUUAAAAAUCCACUACCCUCCCACACAGGCAUUUAUAACUGCAACGAUAAGGAUGGCAAGAAAGUGAUGCGGUAUGAAAUUGACUUCCAGGAUGUCGUCACCCUACAUAUUACACACAAAGAUCUGGAUCGAAAGCCCCUGCAGAAUGAGAGCCUGAGUCUGAGCAGCAAGCAGUUCGUCUUCACCCAGUGGGAGCCCUGGCAGGACUGUAACCAGUGUGGGAAACCAGGUGAACGCAAACGCCUGGGGUACUGCUACAUCCAAGAGUCCCUGGAAAACCCGAUGCCCUGCUGGCUCUAUCUGGGAGAUGAGAAGGUGUGGUCCAACCGCUUGAGGCCUGAGAUGCAGGUGGAAACCUGCCACAUCCCGUGUACACACAUACAUGCGAAAUAUGUCGUUUUUGACAACUUCCAGCUUAGAAACAACGUGGGAUCUGCGUGGCUCACCUGCCCCUUAGGAUCUAUCUACAGGCCCGUAUUCUGGGAAGCCAACAACCUCUCCCUGACAUGGAAGGACCAGCUCUCCGGCAAGAGCAUCAGCACCAUCAUGGACUCCUCCAAUGGCGGCAGCUGGCUGCAGGUCUUCCAGUCGGCCAUUUACAGGUGCUUCGUGCAGCGAGAGCUCAUGGCUCAAUUCAACUCCAAGGUCAAUGUGGAUCCACUGAAGUUUCUGAGCCCAGAAAACUCCAAACAACCACCAGAGGCAGAGGAGACCCGGAAAGAAAAUGGCAACUCUGUCCUUAAGGGGCUGAACGUGAUGAUGCUCGUGGGCAUGGUCUUGACUGUGCUGGGGUGCCUGCUCAAACAAUUCCACUUUUCCCGGAGGCGGGAGAGAAAUAAGAUGUUUCUGGUGAAAUAA
Messenger RNA from Budorcas taxicolor (takin), 1098 nucleotides. Its product is annotated as protein FAM187B-like. Bases 1 to 1098 code for a protein of 365 amino acids. The record is from RefSeq and is a predicted model, not a curated record. NCBI's taxonomy places the organism in Eukaryota, Metazoa, Chordata, Mammalia, Artiodactyla, Bovidae. The transcript is spliced from 2 exons.